AUGUCAAAUCCCGCUGAUCACUCCUUCGUCGACGAGGAGAAGGGCGCCUACGCCCACGCCGAAUCCCCAUCCACCACUGCCGCAGGUGCCCCAGACGGUGUCAAGCCAGAACACCAUGUCAUUGCUCUUGGGCAGGACGACGUCAAGCUCGGUUGGCGCUCCUGGCUCGCUGUCUUCGUCAGCUGCUUCGCCAUCUUCGCACAAGUGUUCGUCGUCACAUCCGCACCCACCGUUAUUGCCUUCAUCGUCCGUGAUCUCGGCGACGCCCCUCUGUCCGGAUGGAUCGUCCAAGCGCCCAUCCUCAUGCAGUCUGCCCUCUCCCCCGUCGUAGGUCGUCUCUCCGAUCUCGUCAACCGAAAAUACAUGGCCGCCAUUCCCCCCAUCAUCGCCGUGGUCGGAUCUAUCCUCUGCGCCGAAGCGAAGAACAUGUCCUGGCUCGUUGGUGGAGGGAUCCUCAUAGGUAGCACGCUCGCGACCAUCAGUAUCGUGCAGAGUAUUCCUAGCGAGGUUCUCCCCUUGAAGUACAGGACGCUCGCGAACGGGUACGCGUACUUGGCUGGUGCGAUUGGAGGUACUGUGGGUGGAUUGGGCUCUGGUGCAGUUAUUCGUUCUGACCCAGGAGGAUGGCGCAAGAUCUUCUGGAUGCAAUGCGCUUUCCACGCAUUCACCGCGUUCGGUCUGCUCGUAUUCUACCACCCACCACCUGUCGACUACCCCAAGAUGCCCUGGCGCAAGCUCGUCUGGAUGCUCGACCCCAUCGGCUCCUUCCUCCUCGUUGGCGGCAGCGCCAUCGCUCUCCUCGCCUUCGAUUGGUCUAGCGGUACCUACCCCUGGAGCAGCCCCGCCGUCAUCGCUCCCCUCGUCAUUGGCCUGAUCAUGCUCAUCGCCUUCUGCAUCUAUGAGUGGCUUGGCAGGUCAGACGGUAUCGCCGCACACGUUUUCUUCCAGCGUGGUCGCAACUUCCCCCUCUCCCUGUUCGCGUUCGGCGUUGAGGGCUUCAUCUUCUACUCUGCUGUGGCCCAGUUCACCCCUCAGAUCGUGCUCAACCUUGGGUUCGAAACCGACAGCUGGAAGAUCUCCAUUCGGCAGCUCAGCUACGGCCUGACCUCCCUCUUUGCCAGUAUCCCAAUCAUCUGGUACUCCACCCGGUAUAAGGACGUCAAGUCUCCUCUUAUCUUCACUUUCCUCGUCUUCUUCGCCGUCUGCGUCUGCUACGCCGUCAUCACGCCAAACGACAACUCCCGCCAGAUCGGGUACAACGUUCUCUCCGGUAUCGGUCAGUCCGGCCCUCUCACCCUCCUCGUCGCCGUCACCCAGUUCACUGCACCGCACGCCUACCUCGCCACUGCUACCGGUCUCGCCUUCUCCGCUCGUGCCAUUGGUGGUGCCUUUGGCUCUGCGAUCAUGGGAACGAUCGUCAACUCCAAGUUGACAAACUACGGCACCGAUGUGGGCAACGCCGCUAUUGCUGCUGGCCUUCCUGAAUCCUCCGUUUCCGCUCUCCUCGCUGCUUUCGCCACUGGAGCAGGGUUCGACGCCGUCCCCGGCAUCAACGACUCCAUCCUCGCUGCUGCCACCAGCGCUUCCCAAUGGACAUACGCCUACGCAUACCGCUAUGCCUGGAUCACGAUCAUUCCCUUUACUGUCGUGGCCAUCAUUGCUGUCGCGAUGCUCCGUGGUGUCAAGGAGCUGAUGACCAACCACGUCGAGGCUACUGUCGAGAAGGUUGGCAUGCACGAGCGCCCAACAGACGACCCGCUUGCCGCCCAGGUCGCGCAGGUCGACGCGAUCGAACGCGAGUUCGAGGCACAUGAGGCCGAGGCACAUGCCCACUCGCAUCAUGGGCAUCAUCAGGCUUGAGUUUCUUUGGAGCAUUGGAGGAGUUCAGUGGAGAGUGGCUGGUAAUGACUGCGAACGAAUUUACGCGCGGUUCUAGGGUUACAGUACACGCUGG
Dacryopinax primogenitus is the source of this 1954-nucleotide messenger RNA. Its product is annotated as MFS general substrate transporter. NCBI's taxonomy places the organism in Eukaryota, Fungi, Basidiomycota, Dacrymycetes, Dacrymycetales, Dacrymycetaceae. The coding region runs from base 1 to 1860 and encodes 619 amino acids. Gene Ontology annotation, molecular function: transmembrane transporter activity. The transcript is spliced from 4 exons. The record is from RefSeq and is a predicted model, not a curated record. Gene Ontology annotation, biological process: transmembrane transport.